Microdochium trichocladiopsis is the source of this 2397-nucleotide messenger RNA. RefSeq names its product putative nucleoside transporter. The coding region runs from base 242 to 2017 and encodes 591 amino acids. Gene Ontology annotation, molecular function: purine nucleobase transmembrane transporter activity. The record is from RefSeq and is a predicted model, not a curated record. Gene Ontology annotation, cellular component: plasma membrane. Lineage: Eukaryota; Fungi; Ascomycota; Sordariomycetes; Xylariales; Microdochiaceae. Gene Ontology annotation, biological process: transmembrane transport. The transcript has 3 exons.
CUGCCGGCAGGGAAUUCGCCCCCAGGGCCAGCCAGCCGGAGCUCUUUUUUUUAUUUAGGGCUCGGAGUGCCCUGCCUCUUUGCGGCAAAUGUGCUUGCUCGGAUCCUCGCGUUGCCUGUCUCUCGUGCCUUGUCACGCUUCCUGAAGCCAGCAGCAUCUGGUGUCUUGCGCCUCUCACGGAGCAGCCACCCCGGGUUACACCAAGAACCGCAACCCCCCUCUCCCCCCACAGCAACUCACCAUGGCGUGGGCGCAAACUCUCAACGACAAGGUCGCCCGGAGCGUAGUGGGCAGAUGGUUCAAGCUUGAGGGCUCGGGCGCUACCAAGGAGCGCAAGGGCUCAAACUUCACCACCGAGAUCCGCGCCGGUCUCGUCACCUUCUUCGCCAUGGCUUACAUUAUUGCCGUCAACUCGUCCAUCGUUGCCGACACGGGCGGCACCUGUGUCUGCAAUGGCGGGGCCGACGACCCCAUCUGCGCCGUCAACGAGGAAUACCUCCUUUGCGCUGCCGAGGUCAAGCGUGAUCUCGUCACUGCCACGGCCGCCAUCUCCUCCCUCAGCACCUUCUUCAUGGGCCUCCUUGCCAACUUGCCUGUCGGUCUCGCCCCCGGUAUGGGUCUCAACGCCUACUUCGCUUACACGGUCGUCGGUUUCCACGGUACCGGCCUCGUCCCCUACCAAGUCGCCCUGACUGCCAUCUUCGUCGAGGGCUGGAUCUUCUUCGCGCUCGCACUCUUCGGUAUGCGCCAGUGGCUCGCCCGUGCCAUCCCUCACUCGAUCAAGAUGGCGACUGGUGUCGGUAUCGGCCUCUUCCUCACCAUCAUCGGUCUCACCUACAGCGAGGGUAUCGGCUUGAUUCAGGGCGCGACCUCGACACCCCUCGUCCUUGCCGGCUGCCCCCCCGGCACCAUGGAUCCUGAAACCGGCUUGUGCCCGGACAGCCAGAAGAUGCGGAACCCGCAGCUCUGGAUCGGCAUCUUCUGUGGUGGUGUCCUCACCGUCAUGCUCAUGAUGUACCGUGUCAAGGGCGCCAUCAUUGCUGGUAUCGCGCUCGUCAGCAUCAUCUCGUGGCCCCGUACUACCACUGCCACCUACUUCCCCUACACGACCCUCGGCGACGACCGCUUCGACUUCUUCCGCAAGGUUGUCGACUUCCACCAGAUCGGCCGCACCCUCAACGUCCAGGAGUGGAACAUUUCCGAGUACGGCGGCCAGUUCGGCCUCGCCCUCAUCACCUUCCUCUACGUCGACAUUCUCGACUGUACCGGCACGCUGUACUCGAUGGCCCGCUUCGCCGGCGUUAUGGACCCCGUCACCGAGGACUUUGAGGGUUCUUCCAUCGCCUACAUGGUCGACGCCAUCAGCAUCUCGAUCGGCGCCCUGCUCGGCUGCCCCCCCGUCACCGCAUAUGUCGAGUCCGGUGCUGGUAUUGGCGAGGGCGGCAAGACUGGUCUGACCUCGAUCGUUACCGGCAUUUGCUUCUUCAUCUCCAUCUUCUUCGCGCCCAUCUUCGCCUCGAUCCCGCCCUGGGCUACCGGUUGCGUCCUGAUCCUUGUCGGCUCCAUGAUGAUGAAGGCCGUCGUCGACGUCAACUGGCGAUACAUUGGUGACGCCGUGCCCGCGUUCGUCACCAUCAUUCUCAUGCCCUUCACCUACUCCAUUGCCGACGGUCUUAUCGGCGGCAUCUGCAUGUACAUCGUCAUCAAUUCGCUGGUGUGGGUGAUUGAGAAGGCGUCCGGCGGCCGCAUCGUGCCCAAGGACAAGGACCUCAAGGACCACUGGACCUGGCGCGUUCCCGGCGGCCUCCUGCCCGGCUGGACCAAGCGCCUGGCCCGUGGCAAGAAGGACUUCUGGCGCGAGGACGCCCUCCCCGUGGACGAGUCUGCGUCUGCUUCCGAGGACGUCGAGAAGCGCGUUGCCGGAUCGACCGAGGCCGCGCCCGUUUCUGCUUCGGCCAGCGGCACUCCCAAGCGUGGAAGCAUUCCGGAUAACGAGGCGAUUGCCAAGCAGGUCUAGGCGACCCGUGUUUGGGACCUGCCUCGUUACACUCCCAACGACAGCAACAACAACAACAGCAACUAUACGAAAAGCGAUGAUUCGUCGGACGAGUUGCUUCUGCGGAGGCCGCGGUCUACCGAUUCAGGGAAAUCGGGGGAUCUUUGAUUUUGUCCAGAGAGGCGGAAACAGGCGGAAAGUGGAAAAAGGAAACCCUCGAGAUGGAGGAGCUAUAAUCUGUUCUUGGUGUUCUGUCUCUCAAACGGCUUGAUGAGUCGAAGAAAAUGUGUCUUGUUGUUUGCAAAUACCCGGGUUCUGUUCUGUUUUUUUAGUAUUAUAUCAUGAGGAAAAUAGGCACUUCAGUGCUGCCCUAUCUUUAUCGAAAGUCGUUUUGACAAAUG